UCUUUGAUCUACCGAGAAGGUUCCCGGGGCAUCAAAACAAACACAGCAGCCCCCCACAGGCGGUAGCUUGUGUCAUUGAGAGCUGCUGCCGUUACAUUUCACUCUGCUGCGUCACCAUGCAACUCAAAUCAUGUUGCAUUUACAGCAUCGGAGUUUUUUCUAUCCUCCUUCUGAUCUCGGGCAUUGUUUUGGUCCUGUCCAACGUGUUUCCUCUCCUCACCCAGUCGUUGGUCGAAAAGGAAGUCGUUUUGAAGAAUGGUACCGAGGCAUUUGAGGCCUGGAAGAACCCACCGGCACCUAUUUACAUGCAGUUUUACUUCUUUAAUCUGACCAACCCACUGGAGGUGCUGGAUGGAGAUAGGCCUGCUGUGGUGGAGAUCGGUCCGUAUACUUACAGAGAGUACCGGCCCAUGGAGCAAGUGGACUUCCAGGAUAAUGGCACUAAAGUCGCGGCUGUCAACACAAAGACGUACAUUUUUCAGCCUAACAUGUCCCGAGGUCCAGAGAGUGAACUCAUCAGGACGGUCAAUAUUCCUGCAAUGACGGUGAUGGAGCAAUUCAAGGACCAGCCGCUGAUCGCCAAUCUGAUCGCCGCCUACAUGAGGUCCGCCGACGAGGGCUUGUUCAGCACCCACACGGUGGGAGAGCUGCUGUGGGGAUACGAAGACGCCCUCCUCAAAGCUCUCAAAACUCUAAAGCCUGACUUGGAUGAUGUGUUCGGACUCUUCCAUAAGAACAAUGGUUCCAACGACGGUCAAUAUGUCUUCUUCACUGGCCACCAAAGCUACCAGGACUUUGCCAGAGUGGACACGUGGAACGGUGACAGAUCACUGAGUUGGUGGACGUCUGAUGAGUGCAAUAUGAUCAACGGAACCAAUGGAGCAUCUUUCCAUCCCGUCAUCGCCAAGAAUGAGACUCUCUACAUGUUCUCCUCUGACCUGUGCAGGUCCCUGUACGCUGUGUACGAGGAGGACGUGACGGUGAAGGGGAUCCCCGCGUAUCGCUUCAGUCCCCCCAGCGAUGUUUUUGCCAAUCACACCGUGAACCCGGCCAACGCAGGCUUCUGUGUCCCCAUUGGAAAUUGCCUGGGCUCCGGCGUGCUGAACGUCAGCCCAUGUAAACAAGGAGCUCCCAUCGUCAUGUCUUCACCACACUUCUACCAGGCGGAUGAGAAAUAUGUUCAGGGCGUAUUUGGAAUGAGGCCUCAGAAGGAGCAGCAUCAGACUGUAAUUGAUAUCAAUCCGUUUACAGGAAUCAUCGUACAAGCGGCGAAGCGGCUCCAGAUCAACGUAUUUGUCGAGAAAAUCCCCGGCUUCAGUGAAACAGGAAAUGCGAGGACAGUGUUGAUUCCUGUGGUUUAUCUCAACGAGAGCGCCCUCAUUGAUGACGCGUCUGCCGCGAAGCUGCAUAAGAUCAUCGUGCAGCAGAACGUGGUGGUGAACAUUCCCUUCCUGUUUAUUGGUCUAGCCAUCAUCCUGGGAGGAGUCUUCAUGUUCCUGAUGUGUCGACAGAAGGUCCCCGAGAGCUCUGCGGCUGAACGGCAGCCGCUGCUGUCGUCAUAGCACCAAACCGAAUGUAACACGAAGCAGCGUUGCCGUAUUUGCAUUAGAUUUCACAUUUCAUGGGUUCAAUGGAUCGCGGCCGUUAAAAUCAUUAAUCCCAAGUUUCCAUUAUGAACCACUGUUACGCAUUUUAAUCAGAUUUUCAGUGCAACGGUUUUAGGAAACAAAGUGAAAAGGUUAGUUACAGGGACGGGGUGAAUGUCGUCUUUACAAGUCAUUUGGAAUGAUCAUGAAAAAACAGCAUUUAAAAAUAAAUUAACAGCGUGAAUUUGGCGGAUUAAAUCGAUCACCGAAUCUAAUUUGAAUGAUCUUUGGAGUACGCCCUAAACUGAUCACACCUAGUGCGUUUUAUUGAUUAACCAUAGCCAAUAUUAUAAUAAUGUAUAAUCUGUCUCAGUGUGUGACCAUAGAUGCAUGUCUGUAUAACUGAAAUAUUGACGGAGGAAUAUUUUGUGUUUUUUUAAAAUAUACCACUAAUCUGUUUUUAGAACCGUCUGGUUUUGUUGUUGGUUGUUGACGCAUCAACAAGAAGAAAGUUUGUACAGCUAUUUUAUUAGCUAAGAUAAAUAUCUUUUCUUUUUUUCCACGUCAACAUUUCAAAUUUCUGAGUUGUGAAAAACAACUGCAUAACGUUUUAUUACUGAUGUCUUAAACCUUUACCUCUCAGCUUCCUUUUGUAGGGCCGUACACCCUUGUUACCUUCAGUGGAAAUCUACUAAUCCACAAUAUCUAAAUGCUAUGAUCUGCAACCACAUCCAAAAGUAUUACACAAUAUCAGGAUAAAGGAAAGUAUUUUUUUGGUGCACAGUACAAUGUCUUCUUUUCCCUAAUUUCAAUAAUUUCAUUUAAAUGGGAUGAUUUUGAAUACUACUGAUAUUAGUACUUUUUAUACUAAUUAUAAUAGUAUAAUAAUUAUACUACUGCUAAAAUCCUUGUUGGAACACUCAUGUUAGUGACAGCACUAAUAAAUAGAAUAUGUUGUUUUUAACCACCCUGGAUUUUCCAUGAUUUUAUUUUUAAAUGCUGCACUUUUUAAUAGACUUGUUUCAGAUGAUAUAUUGUUACGAUAUUUUUUUUUUAUUAGGUCAGAUGGAAAUAAAAAUGAAUUUUCUGCUCCAUAACUACAUAGAACGUUUCUACAAAGUGUAAUUUGCUAUUUGACCACUGACGAAUCGCCUUGUGUUCAUUUUGUUUUGGUCCUUGUUUACAACACUACUCUCACAUAGUGAAAUCCAUGUGUAAUAACUGUUCAGGUACUCUCAAUAUCACAUAUAACCAUUCGCACAUUGUCUUGCCACUUGCUAAACUUCUAUAAACCUGGUGUGCUUCA
This is a messenger RNA of Gasterosteus aculeatus aculeatus (three-spined stickleback), 2892 nucleotides long. It is a transcript of the gene scarb2c, whose product is annotated as scavenger receptor class B, member 2c. Gene Ontology annotation, molecular function: scavenger receptor activity. Gene Ontology annotation, biological process: receptor-mediated endocytosis; protein targeting to lysosome. NCBI's taxonomy places the organism in Eukaryota, Metazoa, Chordata, Actinopteri, Perciformes, Gasterosteidae. The record is from RefSeq and is a predicted model, not a curated record. Gene Ontology annotation, cellular component: lysosome; membrane; cytoplasm.